Messenger RNA from Tribolium madens (black flour beetle), 1444 nucleotides. Its product is annotated as cystathionine gamma-lyase. The transcript is spliced from 7 exons. The record is from RefSeq and is a predicted model, not a curated record. Bases 241 to 1413 code for a protein of 390 amino acids. Gene Ontology annotation, molecular function: pyridoxal phosphate binding; cystathionine gamma-lyase activity. Gene Ontology annotation, cellular component: cytoplasm. Lineage: Eukaryota; Metazoa; Arthropoda; Insecta; Coleoptera; Tenebrionidae. Gene Ontology annotation, biological process: transsulfuration.
CACUUAACGGUGACGAAAUCUUUCAUAAUUUACAGCAUUACAAGCAUAAAAUCAAGUUCAAUUUUUAUCGCUUUUUUUAGGGUUUAUCACAAUAAGAAUGAAAAUAUUUUGAGACAAAAUUGUGAAAGAGAAAUAAAUUUGGCUUUGGUAACAUUAUUCAGGCACCUGUCCGAAAGACUGAGCAGUAGAAUUAGUUUGAGGUGUGUUGAAAAUUUCCAGUCAAGUUUUAGAGUCUUCAAAAUGGCCGGCGAGAGUGGAUAUCUUCCCCAACAUAAGGGUUUCGCAACUGCUGCAAUUCACGCGUUUCAGGAACCGGAACAAUGGGACUCCAUGGCUGUAGUCACCCCCAUGGUGUCUUCCACAACUUUCAAACAAUAUGGCCCUGCAAAUUUCAAGAAAUACGAAUACGGUCGCUCCGGCAACCCCAGUAGAGAAGUUUUAGAGAAAUGUUUGGCAACCCUAGACAACGGAAAAUAUGGACUGUGCUGGUCCUCAGGCCUGGGGGCUACCACAGCCGUGGCUAGUCUUUUCAAAGCCGGGGACCACAUCAUCUGCGGGGAUGACGUCUAUGGGGGCACUAAUCGGCUCUUUAGACAAGUCUGUUCGAAGUUCGGACUCGAUAUCACCUUCGUUAACGAAAAAGAUAUUGAAAAAACUAUCAAACCCAACACCAAACUGAUUUGGAUUGAGAGUCUCACUAACCCGACUUUAAAAGUCAUGGACAUAAAAGCAAUGGCUGAACUUGCCCAAAAACAUAAUGUCUUACUGGCCGUUGAUAGCACUUUUGUGACCCCCUAUUUCCAACGGCCGUUGGAGUUCGGCGCUGAUCUCGUUAUACAUUCAAUCACCAAGUACAUCAACGGUCAUUCGGAUGUUAUCAUGGGGGCCACAAUCACYAACAAUAAGGAGAUUUACGACAAACUGAAAUUUCUUCAAAAUGCUAUGGGAAUCAUUCCUGCSCCCUUUGAUUGUUAUCAGGUGACCCGAAGUUUGAAAACUUUGGCCUUGAGAAUGCAACAACACAUGAAAAAUUCMAUACAAGUGGCUAAGUUUUUGGAGAAACACCCCAAAGUCGCCAAAGUGGUCCACCCAGGGUUGCCUUCGCACCCCCAACAUGAUAUUUUCAAAAGACAAUCGUCGGGUUGUAGCGGAAUUAUGUCCUUUUAUCUCAAAAAUGCGACUCUUGAACAAUCGAGAACGUUUCUGAGCUCGUUGAAAAUUUUCACUUUAGCUGAAAGUUUGGGCGGAUAUGAGAGUUUGGCUGAACUUCCGUCGGUCAUGACUCAUGCUUCCGUUCCUGAAGACCAAAGGAAAGUCUUAAAAAUCACUGAUGAUUUAGUUCGGCURUCUGUGGGUCUGGAAGACGUUGAGGACUUGAUAAAUGAUCUCCAACAAGCACUUGAAAAAAUCUAAAUUUAUUAAUAAAUAAAAGUACGAAUUAUUA